AUGGAGGAGCGGCUUGCCUCCCACAAGAGAGCUCCGAGGAAGCCGAAGCCGCCGCCGAGGCGGACCAAGCCGACCGUCCCCGCCGCACCUACCAGCAGCCCGUCGUUGACCGGCCCGCCACGCCCGCCAGGCAUUCCACCGCCACCUGGGCCUCCUCCGCGGCUGCCUGGAGGUCCUGUCCCGCCGCCGCCGUCUAUGAAAAUGCCCGGCAAGGGCCGUCCGCCUGUGGCUGUGGGCGGCGGUGGCGAAAGAAUGCGCCGCGCGCCCGAGAUCGUGGAGUUCUACCAGUCCCUGACCAGGCGCGGCGAGGCCAGGCAGGCUGGCUCCCGAGGCCCCAAGGCGUCCGGCGGGUCAACGGCUCCCAAGAGCGACUUGAUCGGGGAGAUCACCAAGAACUCCCCCCAUCUCCUUGUUCAAGCCGAUGUGGAGACCCAAGGGGACUUCGUGCGCACCUUGGUCGCCGAGGUCCGGGAGGCGACCUUCGCGAGCAUCGAGGACGUCGUGGCGUUUGUGACAUGGCUCGACGAAGAGCUCUCCUUCUUGGUGGAUGAACAAGCAGUCUUGAAGCACUUCGACUGGCCGGAGAAAAGAGCAGACACAUUGCGAGACGCCGCUGCCAGGUACCAGGGCCUUCUGCAACUAGAGAAGCAGAUCUCGUCCUUCGUCGAUGACCGCGCGCUCCACCGCGACGCAGCGCUCGGCAAGAUGUACUCCCUCUUCGAGAAAACAGAGAAGAGCGUCCACAAGUUCCUGCAAGAUAGGGAUGCCGCCGACACGAAGAACAAUCUCAUCUCACGGUACAAGGAGCAAGACAUUCCAGUUGGCUGGAUGUCAGACGCAGGUUUAAUUGUGAAGGUCAAGUUGGCGUGCGUCAACCUCGCAAAGCAGUACAUGACGCGGGUGGUCUCGGAGAUUGAUGGUUUAAGAGGCAUCAACAAAGAUCACACCAGGGAAACAGCACUCUUCAAACGUCUGAAAGAGCAGAACAGUGAAGUGCUGCUCCAUCAGGGUGUCAGGUUCGCGUUCCGGGUUCAUCAGCAAUUCUAUCUUCCCAUCCAUCUUGCGGCUCGUGCCAUGGCAGAUCGGCCGGGAAGCUCGUUGCCGGUCGUUCCUCGUCCGGCCCGGCUCCGGAGCGGCCAAGCGUCCUACUCGUCCCGCCGGCGCGUCCAUCCAUCCAACGCCCAGCUCCUCGUCUACCUAGCCCUCGCCGUCACCUUGGCCGCCCUCCUGGUCCUCACCGGCGUCACGCUCACCGUCGCGUCAGUCGUGCUCGUCGUCCUCGUCGUCCUCGCCCCGCUCUUGCUCCUCACCAGCCCUCUCUGGGCGCCGGUGGCAGUGGUGGCCAUCGUCUCGGGGGGCGCCUUGCUGUUUGGCUGUAGCCUCACGGUGUUCGCGCUGAGAGCGAGCACGUGGGCGCACCGGCGCCUGACGGGGCGGCACCCGGUGGGCGCGCGUCGGGUGGGCUACGCCCGUGGGCGUGGCCGGUUCGCCGGCGCGGGUGGCCACGCGACGGGCUACCACGGGCAGGGACAAGGGUACGAUCGGAUGAAGGACGCCGUGCCCGGGGCCUAG
Molecule: messenger RNA, 1572 nt
Organism: Triticum turgidum subsp. durum (durum wheat)
Lineage: Eukaryota; Viridiplantae; Streptophyta; Magnoliopsida; Poales; Poaceae
Source: the annotation of a GenBank genome assembly